AUGCACUAUAAGAUAGACCAGAAGGUGCAAACCCCUACCCGGACGCCGACCCCGCGCUACUUCACCUGGGACGAGGUGGCGCAGCGCUCCGGGCGCGAGAAUGAGCGGUGGCUCGUGAUCGACCGGAAGGUGUACAACAUCAGCGAGUUCACCCGCCGGCACCCGGGGGGCUCCCGGGUCAUCAGCCACUACGCGGGGCAGGAUGCUACGGAUCCCUUUGUGGCGUUUCACAUCAACAAGGGCCUUGUGAGGAAGUAUAUGAACUCUCUCCUGAUCGGAGAACUGUCUCCAGAGCAGCCCAGCUUCGAGCCCACUAAAAAUAAAGAGCUGAUCUAUGAGUUCCGGGAGCUGCAGGCCACCGUGGAGCAGAUGGGGCUCAUGAAGGCCAACCAUGUCUUCUUCCUGCUGUACCUGCUGCACAUCCUACUGCUGGAUGUUGCUGCCUGGCUCACCCUUUGGGUCUUCGGGACAUCCUUUGUGCCUUUCCUCCUGUGUGCGGUGCUGCUCAGCACGGCUCAAGCUCAGGCUGGCUGGCUGCAGCAUGACUUCGGGCACCUGUCCGUCUUCAGCACCUCUACUUGGAACCACCUGCUCCAUCAUUUCGUGAUUGGCCACCUGAAGGGCGCCCCCGCCAGUUGGUGGAACCACUUGCACUUCCAGCACCAUGCCAAGCCCAACUGUUUCCGCAAAGACCCGGACAUCAACAUGCACCCGUUCUUUUUUGCCCUGGGGAAGAUCCUCUCUGUGGAGCUUGGGAAACAGAAGAAAAAGUACAUGCCAUACAACCACCAGCACAAAUACUUCUUCCUGAUUGGGCCCCCAGCCUUGCUGCCUCUCUACUUCCAGUGGUAUAUUUUCUAUUUUGUUUUCCAGCGGAAAAAGUGGGUGGACUUGGCCUGGAUGAUCAGCUUCUACGCCCGCAUAUCCCUCACUUACGUGCCGUUGUUGGGACUGAAAGGCCUCCUGGGCCUUUUCUUCAUGGUCAGGUUCCUGGAAAGCAACUGGUUUGUGUGGGUCACACAGAUGAACCACAUCCCCAUGCACAUUGAUCACGACCGGAACAUGGACUGGGUCUCCACCCAGCUCCAGGCGACAUGCAAUGUCCACAAGUCUGCCUUCAAUGACUGGUUCAGUGGACAUCUCAACUUCCAGAUUGAGCACCAUCUUUUCCCCAUGAUGCCUCGACACAAUUACCAUAAAGUGGCCCCCCUGGUGCAAUCCCUGUGUGCCAAGCAUGGCAUAGAGUACCAGUCCAAGCCCCUGUUCUCAGCCUUCGCCGACAUCGUCUACUCACUGAAGGAGUCUGGGCAGCUCUGGCUAGAUGCCUACCUUCACCAGUAACGACUGGCACUCCUCCCCGCACCUGGAAGAGAUGUCUGUCUUCACCGAUAACACCAGCCCACCGGGAAGGGGAGUCUGCACCAAAGCAGAGGGGAGCUUAUGGGACAAUGCCACUAUAAUUCUAAUAUUCAAAGGGGGUGGGUUUGAGGAGACAAAGGCUCUGACUCAAACCCCCCUCCCCUUUAUCUUCCAGGCACAGAUUUAAGACCCAAAGGGGUAGGGGACCGUGCAUGCCUUCUGGAAGGAGCGAUGGGCCUGAUGGGGCAGAGAUGUGACAGUUUUGUUUCCUUUUUCUAGUUUGGCAGAUGCAGAUGGUUGGUGAGCAAAGAAGGAGGUCCAAGGGUGUUGGAAGACUAGGGAGGACCUAUUGAGCCCAGAGAUCAGGAAGAGAAUGAGCAUAAAAAUUCCAUCCAGGGGGUGCCUGGGUGGCUCAGUCGGUUAA
Molecule: messenger RNA, 1783 nt
Organism: Herpailurus yagouaroundi (jaguarundi)
Lineage: Eukaryota; Metazoa; Chordata; Mammalia; Carnivora; Felidae
Gene: FADS1
Product: fatty acid desaturase 1
Exons: 13
Coding region: 1-1341 (446 amino acids)
Biological process (GO): lipid metabolic process
Cellular component (GO): membrane
Molecular function (GO): oxidoreductase activity, acting on paired donors, with oxidation of a pair of donors resulting in the reduction of molecular oxygen to two molecules of water
Source: RefSeq, a predicted model, not a curated record